Archocentrus centrarchus (flier cichlid) is the source of this 7325-nucleotide messenger RNA. RefSeq lists its product as uncharacterized. The transcript is spliced from 13 exons. The record is from RefSeq and is a predicted model, not a curated record. Bases 348 to 5711 code for a protein of 1787 amino acids. Lineage: Eukaryota; Metazoa; Chordata; Actinopteri; Cichliformes; Cichlidae.
CAGUGUUUCCAUUUUGCGAGUCCAGCUUCUUGAGUUGUUAGCAUAUGGUUGCUAGCCAGCGAGCUGCUGAAAGCGUUUGUCUUUCGUCUUGUUUGCGGGAGUUAACAGGUAGCUGAAUGCAACACACUCCUUCAGUACGUGUGCGCACUACUUUUUUUCUGUACUUUAAAUGUGCCCUGCAAGCCAACUCUUUCCAUCUCCCGCUAAACUGGACCGGGGCACAGUCGGGAUAAUCCAGGCUCCUUCGACUCUUUCGUCCCGUGUGAUAUGACAUCACGACUCGGUUACAAGAAAAGCCCGAGCUCCACAGAAGACGGUUGACAUCUGGUCAGGUGCAGUUCAAAAGGAUGGCUGCUCAGGUGGAGGUUCAAACUGCUGAGAUAGGGAGGACAGUGGCAGGAGGACGACAUCACCUGAGUCCCAGCAAUAAUAGCCUCAUUGAUAUACCAUCUGUCAAUGAGCCGCAUCUCCUCGCAUCUGAACCAAACAAACCUGUCCCCACCCCCAAGCCACGUCUUACUCCCAAACCUUUUUCUGUGCAGAAAAAUCCCACAAUUAAGCCAAUACUUGCCCCAAAGCCUCAUACCAAACCCCGACCUGAGUCCACUCGCCUUGCUGGAUACAAACCAGAGCUUCCAAGCAACCCAAAACCACAGCAACCAGUUGCCAGCAGCAAACCCAGACCAGUUUCAAACAGCCCCAACCGUCCUGCCUCUACCUCCUUUAAUUCAUCCCCUAAGCUGAACACUGGACAAACAACAAAGCCAGUAGUCCAGCCAUUUAAACCAGCUCCCCAUCUUGACACUGGAGACCCAAGCAGACCCACCCCUCCUGUGCCAGCAGAGAGACAGAAACCGACAAGCUUGGCUUUCUCCAAGAACUUUGAAAAUCUUCCAGCUGCAGAGUGGUCUGGUACCACUACAAAGGAAGAUGAGAGAGGCCAGAAUGGACAGGGUAAAGGUUUAACCUCGCUUACUAGAGCAAAGUCCAUGGGCUUUCUUCUUCAGGCAGGGCAAGAGAAAGAAGCAAAAGAAAAAGUUCAGCCUGAAACAUCUGUGCCUCUGCGACCCCAUCCUAGAGGGACCAGGCCCAGACCCGUAUCAGCCAUUUUCCCCAGCAGUCCAAAUAAGACGGAGGCACCGCUUCCUGCUCCUCGCUGGUCUGGGAGACGACCCCUUUCAGCUGAUCUCACUGCUAAAUUUGAGUCUAUUGGUCUUUCACUGCACCAUAAAAUUCCUGAGGCAAAUACAGAAGAGGGUCCACAAGGAAAAGCACUACCACAAAAGAAAGAAGAAGAAGAUAAAACCCUUAUGAGUACCACACCACAAAGUACUGAUGAUGUAUGUAAUUCCAUCCUCUCAGACCACAGCAACAAAAACAAAGAAGAAAUGCCUGUGAAAGAGGCUGAUGAAGAUAAGCGUCGGGUUAGCAUCAAGUCGCGAAUAAGUCUUCUGCUCGAUUCUCCAUCCUCUCCUGGUGUAGCUGCUGCAGGCCAAGGAUCAGAUCUUCGCUCUCCAAUGCAGCCAACUCCUGAAAUUGAACCACCAGUGGGUGUUAAACAGCUCAUCAAGCAGCUGACAGAGGACACAACACCGACUCAGAGCCCUGUCCUAAAACAAGCACCGAAGCCCCGCCCCUUGCCCCUUGACCUAACUAAAAGGUUUUCAGCUGAGAGGUCACCUGACCCUGUUUUCCUCACUGAGGCAGUGGACCGUCAUGAUAUCAACAAAGAUCCUCAGAAGAGGGCUGAAGAGUCACCUAUCACACCCAAUGACCAGAAGACAUUUUUGGAUUUAAAAGGUUCCCAAGAGCAGCCCAAAAAGGUCCCCUCGCCUGAAGGGCCUGAAGCAGGACAGCCAUUUGGCACCAUUUCCAAGGAAAGUGGUGCUGGCAAUGGAGUCCAAACGGUGCGAGCAUCCUUGUUUGAUAAUAUCGUGGAGAGGCACAGCGUGCUGAUGAUGGAUGAGGGUUCAUCUGUUAACAUGACCAAAGAUUUCCUCAGCAGCCCAUCGCCAUUUAAGAGAGCAGUUACAGAAAAUGAUGGCACUCUGUUCAUGGCAACUUACAGCCAACCUUUAUCGCCCUCGAGCCCUUUGCCUGUGUUACAUGCCUUUGACACAGUGCAGGCUGUCGAAGAGAGCCGGGCAGUAAGUGAGAGCAUCCCAUCAGCUCAUUGGGAGGAUAAGGCAAUGACCCUCCGCUCCAGACGUUCAGAAGGGAGCAGGCCUCUAGCAGAAUGGACCGGUGCUGCAGAAGAACAGCCACCUUUGGCAGUGAUGCCUGAAACGCAGCCAAGAUAUCUGAGAAUAGGAGCUUUACAGAAGUGGGCCAUUACUGGUCUCGACCAAGGUGUAGAUAUGGAGAAAGGGAUGCUAAAGGAAUCCCAAAGGGAAGGACAAGUGGCUUUAGAUAAAGACAGAGAGAGACAAAGAAUGGCAGAACAGGAAGAAGUGGCUGCGGCCCCUAAACGCUUAAAAAUACUGCAGGCAGAAGAAAUAGGAAAACCCAGGGCAACCUACUUUGCUUUGACCGGACAAAUACAGGAGGCAGUUUCUCUUGAGGGUGCAGGGAUAAACACUGGGGACAUGACUGUCCUUUUUGAUGAUUCCUUUGGGAGGUCUGUCCUGGGUGGCCCUCAAGUGAAGAGUCUUCCAAUAGGGGAGAGUCCGUCUUUAGAUGAUCCUUUUGGAAAAAAUGCUCCAUCUCAAGAGCAGGAAGAGUUGAUAAUGAUGAGCCACAAGCCACCCAGGGAGAUCAGAUCAGCCUUGGAUGGACGGAGUAAAGAAGAAAAGAAAGAAGCUGAAAAGAAAAUGGAGCAAAAGAAGGAGAAAGUGACGCACAAGACUAAGAUGAAAGAAGUCGAAAAUGAAAAACAGAAACAGCUGGAAAAUGAAAAACAAGCACAUUCCGAAUUUGCACAAAUGAAGGCUAGGGAGAUGCAAAGAGAUUUUGAAAGGCAAAGACAGAAGCCAUUUGAAAAGGAAAAACAAGAAUUUGAGGAGAAACAGUAUGCCCUGGAUAGGCAAAAACAGACUGAGUUUGAGAAGGUGCAGGAAUUAGAGAGGGAGAAACAGAGACUUGAAAGAGAAAAGCAAAGGAAACUUGAGAAUGAAAAAAGGCGAGAACUAGAGAGACAAAGACAGAUUGAAAGAGAGAAAAUAAAGGAAAGGGAGAGACAGCGUGAAAAGGAGCAGCAAAAACAAAAGGAGGAAGAACAGCUCUUAGAGCUUCAAAGACAGAAGGAAAAGGAAAUGCAGCAGCUUGAGAAGCAGAGACUAAAACAGAAAAAGGAGAAAGAGGCAGAGAAGUUGAGACAGAUGGCAUUAGAGCAGGAAAUGUUAAGAAUAAAAGAGCUUGAAAGAGAGAGGGAGAUGGAGAAGGAGCGUCAGAAAGAGAUAGAGAGGGAGAAGCAGAGAGAGCUGGAGAAAAGGAGACAACGAGAUUUAGAAAGGGAGAGACAGAGACAACAAGAUAUUGAGAGACGGGAACUGGAAAACCAGAGGCUGAGACAACAGGAACUGGAGAAGGAAAGGAAGAGGAAGGAGGAUAUAGAGAUACUUAAAGAGCUGGAAAGGUUACAGCUCCUGGAGUUUGAAAAGCAAAAACAGGCAGAGAGGGAGAGACAAAUUUUGGAGCUUGAGAAACAGAGAAAGCUAGACACUGAGAGACAAGAGUUAGAAAACCAGAGGCUGAGACAGCAGGAACUGGAGAAGGAAAGGAAGAGGAAGGAGGAUAUAGAGAUACUUAAAGAGCUGGAAAGGUUACAGCUCCUGGAGUUUGAAAAGCAAAAACAGGCAGAGAGGGAGAGACAACAAAUUGUGGAGCUUGAGAAACAGAGAAAGCUAGACACUGAGAGACAAGAGUUAGAAAACCAGAGGCUGAGACAGCAGGAACUGGAGAAGGAAAGGAAGAGGAAGGAGGAUAUAGAGAGACUUAAAGAGCUAGAGAGAUUACAGCUCCUGGAGUAUGAAAAGCAAAAACAGGCAGAGAGGGAGAGACAACAAAUUGUGGAGCUCGAGAAACGCAGACAGAGGGAGAAUGUGGAAAGGGAGGAGGCAGACAGGAUGAGAGUCAUAGCCAAGCAACAAGAAGCAGAGAGACAGCGACUGAAAGAGAAACAGAGGAAAGAGGAGCAAGAGAGGCUUAAGUUGGAGUCAUCAUCACCUCUGAGGCCCAAAGUUCUUGAUCUGGACUCAGUGCUCAGAACUGACCCAAUAUCUAAGUCUACUUCUCAACGCAGUGAUGCUGCGACACGCUGGAAGGAGCCCUACAAGCCUGGCAUUCUUGACAUAGACUCCUUUACAUCUCAAGCUCAUCAGUCACCUAAUAAAGACCUGUUUCCUCUGUUGAGUAUUCAGGGACUAAAUGCUGAAUCUGGCGGUCAAUUACAGCCUACACCUGAAAGUGAUGUUAGCUGGAAGAUGCCACCACUGACUUCAGUAGGUAUCUCAAACCCAGUAUGGACAACGCCUCCUCAGGACCCAUGGGAGCUGCGGUCUGUUGAGAUGUCUGUGGACCAGCCUAAGACUGAAAAUAUAAAAUAUGCUAACAAACACAUUCCAGAACUGCUCCUUCCCAGUCAGGAAGAACGCAUCCCAACUCAACAGAGGCCUUGGUCUGCUUUCCUGGAUGAGUCACUCCAUUUGGCCCCUUUUCCUUGGACAGAGGUUAAAAGUGGUAACCCCCCAGGUGGACUCCCCAGCAGCACUCGUGCAGAGCAGAUCUGGUUGCCUAGAGAGCUAAAGCCUCAGGAGGACAGGGGAAAGGCCCAGAGGAGAUCACACGGGUCCCAGGAGUUGAAUAGAUUGCGGUCUCGGAGUAUGUCACGGCGAUCGGCUCCUGCGGGUAAUGCUGCUGAGGGAAGCCUUUCCAGGAUAAGGAGUCGCAGCGCCCACAGAGAGCAGGACCGUCACAGCUGGGUACAGCAGAAGCAAAGUGGCAGUGGUGAAGAGGAGGGGAAGGACUCACCAGUCCGUGAGAGUGACAGCCAGUAUGGGACCUGGGAGACAGGACUACGCACUGAUGAUAGUCUGACACCUGUGACUCCCAGCUCAGACAGCAAUCUCAGUCCUUCACCUAGGAAGCCCACUCCAGCGCACACACCAGGUGAUCAUGCCUCACCGUUUGAAAGCGACACUCUGGAUGGCCUCCCUCAAUCAUCCUCACCUGAGAGCCAGCCGCUCUCUUUCCCUGAUGCUCCAACCACCCUGUUAGAUACCAGCGUGCUCCGCUCUAGAGCCCAGCUGGGGAAGAAACGAGCCCCGCGGACACGACCCACCAGGGCUGCACGUCAGAGUGCUGCACAGGCUGAAGUGGAGGAAGGAACCACCGAGGACUGGCUUUACAGAGACUCUACAGAGACAAAGGCUGAGAGCAAAGACGAUGACUCAGACUCUGAGCAGCAGCCCAAAGGUGCUGAUGCUGCACCUGCUAUUGCCUCGCAGCCACAUAGGGUUGCCCUGUUCCCUGGGAUGGACCCUUCAGCUUUAAAGGUGCAGCUGAAGAAGAGAGGUGACUCUGACAAUCAAAUUGAUGGACCUGCUCCCUCUCCCUCGCAGCUGUCUCGCUCUCCUAAGUCCCCCUUUCUCCCAAGGGCUGCGCGUGUGCUGCCCCCAUCUGGCGGAAAAGAAAAUGGUGAGGAGGAUUCACCCCAGUGGUUGAAAGAGCUCAAAUCCAAGAAACGCUUGAGUCAAUAUGAAAACGAGAGCUAAAUAAAUAAUGAGGUUGCCUUAACAGAUGAAUCUGUAUGAAACAGAAGCCUUAACGUUUGACCCAGAGAGUAGGAGGAGGGUAAAUCUACAGCUGCUGAUGUAUAUAUUUUUUUCCCCCCACUUUUUGUUUUUCUCUUCCCAUCUGGGUCGAUAAAUGUGCAUGGUGCCUUUUUUUUGGAGAGUCUCUGUCUUUAUGAAAAAAAAAAGAAAAACGAGCGAAGAGGAAAACAUCAGGCUGCUCUGAUUCGUCCAUUUCAUGCUUGAACCCACGAAGGCUCUAGAAUGGAGUUCACGUGAACACUUUAAGAGGGAUCAGGAGGAAUCAGGGAAAAAUGGAGAAAAGUUCAUCUUGUCACAGGAAACUUGUUGGGACCAGAGCGCUGCAUUUUCUUGGACAAGCUUCAUCGCGUGCUGGAGGACACUCCAGCCUGUCCUUUACAAGAUCUUUGCAUCAAGUUUCCUUUACUCAACUAAUGUACAGGCUAGUCAUGUAUGUGUUAUCUGUAGAGGUUGCUAAAUGGAGGCACACGAGCAUUGCCAUAGGAUAACAUUUCAGACACUAAUGAUUUCUGAAUAUUGAGGACAAAUCUCCACAGACUUGACUGUCCAUGGGGGUGCUGCUCAUGUUAAUAAGUGUAAUCAGGAGAUGUUAUAUUUGUAUCAUCAUUGAUUUAACAAAGUUGGAGAGCUACUUUUGGAAAGGAACAUUAGGAUGCAUCACUACAGCAGAGCUGUUCACAUUGACACACAGCCUAACAAUGGUGCAGUUGCUGCAUACUGUGUAUAUAUAUUUUUUUGUGAUUAUCUUUUUGUCUUUGUGGAAGAGGGAUGGGGGACAUUUGGACAAACAGCUUUGCAUCUGUCAGUCAUGCACACUCCUAAUCAGCACAAACACACUCCUCAGUCCUUUAUAAAACACUAAUCAUCAUGAUAGAUUGUAGUUGUAAGCAUCUAAUUUAAGCCAUACUCACAUACUCCUCGAUCAUGUUUUGACAAUGUGGCUUUCUUUUUCUUUUCCAGUAUGUGCAAUGUCCCCUUGAUUUUGGUCCCCCAUUAUACAUGCAUGCACAAUCUUUGCUGUCACAUCAAGCUCCGCUCUCGCUGACAGGCUUAGAGUGCCGGGGUGUUGGCUUACACUACUCCAGGGAAGGGAUGGUUCAUUCACUACACAGUUUAAAUGACUCCCUUCUGUAGUGCACCAAACAAAUGUGAACAUUUGAACCUGUUUUACGCCUCAACUGCGUCUUCCAUGCCACAUUUGCCAUCUACCCACUUUACUCUGCGCUUCAGUAAAGCACUUUGUCACUUGAUGCACUAAAGCACUGACCCCCCCACCCCGGUCUCGUCUUCUGUAUCGUCGACCUGCUCCUGCAAUGCAAGUGAAUGUGUUGAUUGAGGCUUCAGAGCGACUGACCCUGAUUUCUCUAUAUGUGGAUGUUUUACUUUGUCAUAAAAUUCAAGGGUUUAUUUUUUAUGCCCUUUUUUUGUCCUUUUUUUUUCUUCUUGUUGUUUUGUUUUGUUUUUUAUUUGAAAGGAAAGGUCUAUAUUGCACUGUGUUGUACUGGCCAGUGUCCUAAAGUGAAUAAAUUCUUAAUAAAAAUAUACCUGACUUAA